GCGUCUCAUGUGCAGGACUCUCCACUGAGCCCUCUUCAUGGUGCAAUUUCACGACUUUGUUCUUUAGGAUGAAGAAUGUCAAAUUUUUACAUUUGCCAUUGCUUCUUGUUUUAGUGCAUGUCUGCUUUGCAAAAGCAGACUUUGCACCCUAUUUCUAUGACAAUGGGCCCUAUAGCCACAACGGGAACCUGGCUCUGUUUAGCCUGUCAGAGGACACGGCUGUCGGUACACAGAUCUACUGUCUCAAUGGCACAGAUCCUGAGGGUCAGGAGGUGAGAUAUGGCCUUGCCUUUGAGCCAGGGUCCAAAGAAUAUUUCAGAGUCGACCCCAAAUCCGGAAACAUCACCUUGGUGGAAAAGCUAGACAGAGAGAAACAAGAUUCUGUUGAAGUUCUGGUCAGCAUCACAGACGGCCGAAGCAAGGUUGUGGAAAAAGUGACGAUAUUUGUGAUGGAUGCAAAUGAUGAAAGACCAGAGUUCCAAAAUAUGCCUGCAAUUGUUGACGUACUGGAAACCACUGCAUCUGGUAGCAGCAUCUUCAAAGUCCAGGCAGUGGACAGAGACACAGGCUCAGGCGGCUCUGUCACCUACUACCUCCAGAACGCCCAGCCCAGUUUGUUUGCCAUCGACAGACACAGUGGCGUCCUUCGUAUCAAACCUGGGGAAAUGCUGGACUAUGAGAAAUCCAAGACGCACUUUGUCACUGUCAUUGCAAAGGAUGGUGGUGGGAAUUUUAAUGGCAAGGAGCAGUUUUUGUCGUCCAGUGCUACUCUGACAAUCAAUGUGAUAGAUGCCCAGGACACACCACCAUCUUUCAUUGGGAUACCAUACUUUGGCUACGUUUAUGAAGUUUCAGCGCCAGGAUCGGAAAUAUACACUGUUGUUGCCAAAGAUGGUGAUGUGGGAAAUCCAAAUCCAAUCAGUUAUUCAUUUGACGAAGGUGAUGAUGGAGUUUUUAGCGUCAAUGAAACUACUGGUGUCAUCACCCUGCUGACUCACCCCAUGUAUCUGAAGAGAGAGAUAUUCAACAUCAAAGUCAGGGCUUCAGAAGUUGGUCCUGAUGGCAGCCUCAUGGACUACGGAGUGACCACAGUGGUGAUCCGGGUGGUGGAUCUGAACAAUAAUCCACCCACUUUCUAUGGGGAGAAAGGCCCGCAGAACAUUUUUGAGCUGACCAUGUAUGAACAUCCACCAGAGGGAGAGAUACUCAGGGGGCUGAAGAUCACCGUCAAUGACUCUGAUCAGGGGGCCAAUGCCAAAUUCAACCUGAGGCUGAUCGGACCAGGAAGGAUGCUGCGAGUCGUCCCGCAGACGGUCCUCAAUGAGGCUCAGGUCACAAUCCUGGUUGAGGACUCUGCUGCUAUGGACUAUGAGAAACACCAUUUUCUCACAUACAAGUUACUUGCAGUUGAGAUUGAUACACCGGAGAGAUUCAGCGCCACAGCAGACAUUGUCAUUCAUCUCCUGGACACCAAUGACAACGCCCCCAAAUUCUCCUCAGAUUACUACAUAGCAAGAAUUCCCGAAAACUCACCCGGUGGCUCCAAUGUUGUGUCAGUGACGGCAACAGAUCCAGACUCAGGACUCUGGGGGGAAGUAAAGUACUCUAUCUAUGGCUCAGGGGCUGACCUGUUCCUGAUCCAGCCUACAUCUGGGAUCAUCUACACUCAGCCUUGGGCAAACCUGGAUGCAGAGGUCAGAUCCAAGUAUAACUUCUAUGUGAAGGCAGAAGACACUGAGGGAAAGUACAGCCUGGCUGAGGUCUUUGUCACUGUGUUGGACCUGAAUGACCAUCCACCUGAGUUCAAUGAGAAUUUCCUGGAGAAGACCAUGAUCAUUGGAGCACCAGUGAAAAUAGAGGCUGUGGAUGAUGAUGCAGAGGAACCCAACAACGUCAUUGAGUACUCCAUCAUGAAAGCUGACCCAGAUAACAUCUUUGACAUCAACUCUGACACGGGGGAGAUUAUGCUCAAGUCCUACAUCAAGUCAAUAGACAUCGUGCAGAACAUCACCAAGCAGAAGGACUGCACCUGGUCUUUGGUGGUCCAGGCCCGCGACCGAGGCCAGCCCUCCUUCAGCACCACCGCAGUCGUCAAGAUUGACAUUAGCGAAGCGAUCAAAUCCAGAUUUUUCUCAUACUUCCUGGGCCUAAGGAAGCGUCCAGGGGCUGUGUUUGGGAUUUGUUUGACCGUUGUCUCCUUCGCCAUUUCUUUGACAAUCUUCAUUUCAACACUUAUGUACUGGAACUCUGUGAAAAAGUCACGUAUCCAAUCUCAGGGCAAGAUCAGAAAGAUUACAAGGAGGGUUGUGCCAUAAAUGAAGCUUGCCACGAGAUUAUCAGCAUUAUCAGCAUUAUUCUGAGGUACUGAGAAUUUCUGGUAUAUUAUUUUAAAAAGCUGCUUUAGAAUUAGGUUGGCGUCUGUAAAGGAGUACAGGAGCACAGUGUAAACUAUCCUCACAACACUAAAUUGUCUUUAUUAAUAUAAAAACACAACUGCAACACGCUUCCAUAAUCCAAGGAAUAGAUUUAUCCUUCUUUGUAGAUUUUAUCAAGAAUCCAUACCAUUUCAUUAUCAAAUGCAGUGCGGGAUUGUCUCAGCUAUGCGUGUCCCAAUCAACUCUUCUGAUCUUGUCUUGACCAAAUGUGAGAAAAACAGUGCACUUCAUUGUAAAAUCAUUAUUAUUUUAGUGUGCUUAAUUGGCAAAAGCACCCGGACAUAAGCAUUUUUGUCUGUUCCUAAACUGGCAUAAUAAUAUUGGCUAUGAUUUGUCACUGGCAAUGAUUUAUUUGUGCUUUUAACAGUGUCUCUUUGGCAGCAGUAACAAUGUAUACUUCAAAUCAUGUGUUUUGGCCAAAUGAUACAGGCAGGACUCCACAUAAGGGAGAACAGACAGGAGUUAAGCAUUGUGUUUGACAGUCUAUGAUUUCAGUCCCAUGGAUGUGACUUCUCCCUGUGCUCUUUUACAGACCCAACUCAGUGGGGGGCCUUUGGCGUCAUUUUUAAUGCAGAGUAGAGACAAGCCUUUGCAAAUCCUAGGCAUGCUCGCUGGUGU
Messenger RNA from Myripristis murdjan (pinecone soldierfish), 3053 nucleotides. RefSeq names its product cadherin-related family member 1a (gene cdhr1a). Gene Ontology annotation, biological process: cell migration; multicellular organism development; homophilic cell-cell adhesion. NCBI's taxonomy places the organism in Eukaryota, Metazoa, Chordata, Actinopteri, Holocentriformes, Holocentridae. The coding region runs from base 69 to 2315 and encodes 748 amino acids. Gene Ontology annotation, molecular function: cadherin binding; calcium ion binding; beta-catenin binding. The record is from RefSeq and is a predicted model, not a curated record. Gene Ontology annotation, cellular component: catenin complex; plasma membrane. The transcript has 17 exons.